Messenger RNA from Raphanus sativus (radish), 1221 nucleotides. RefSeq names its product pentatricopeptide repeat-containing protein At1g10270-like. The transcript has a single exon. Gene Ontology annotation, cellular component: chloroplast. The record is from RefSeq and is a predicted model, not a curated record. Gene Ontology annotation, molecular function: protein binding. Lineage: Eukaryota; Viridiplantae; Streptophyta; Magnoliopsida; Brassicales; Brassicaceae. The coding region runs from base 1 to 1221 and encodes 406 amino acids.
AUGUCAAGCAGCCGCAGUUUCUUCCAGAGAAUGAUGCAUUCACCAAAAACAAAACCGUAUCCAAUUGGGAGGGAUCAUUCCCGGAAGCAACUGCCAGACUGCACCAAAAUUCGUUGUCCAUCAUCGAUGCUUGACCAUCGAGUCCACUUCCUGAUCAACGAAGUUUCUGACCUCGACAGUGCAGCCAACCACGCUCGCUUAGCUGUGAGGAAGAGGAUGAACCCCGAAAAGGCCCUCUUUACCUGCAAUGCAAUUAUAAGCGCCAUGUUCGCUGCUGGCCGGUCCGGUGACGCCUUUGAUCUGUUCGAUUUCUUUUUCAACGAGUCCAAGAUGAAGCCUGACAUCGCUGCCUGCAAUCUCAUCAUCAAAUCACACUGCGAGGAAGGCCGCCUUGACAACGCUCUUGGACUCUACAACCACCUCUUGCGCCACCCUCCUUCCCCCAACCACAAGACAUACGACCUCUUGACCGAAGCCCUGGUCGACGCCGGAAUGAUGGACCAGGCUCUGGAACUUUUGCUGAGAGGAAGGGCUGAGUUAUUCAAUUUCCAACAGCCAAGCAUGUACAUGAAUCUCAUUCGUGGCUUCCUGCAGCAAGGGAAUCUUGACAUGGCGUAUCAGCUCCGGGACGACUUUAAGACGUGUUCCAUACGCAACAGAAUCACAAUACUGAACUCAGUAUUCGUAGAGUAUUUGUUCAAACAAGGCAAUGAUGAGAAAGCUAUGGAGCUGUACAGAACCUCUUUAAACAACAACGGCUUCACAGCAAACGGACAUGUGGGCCAUCCUUAUUUGAAAGUGUUGCUCAAGUACGGCAAAAAAACCCAAGCCUGGGCAUUAUUCGAUUAUAUGCUUGACAAUUUCGACGAAUGCAUUGGGUUAGGCAACGAGACUCUUAAUAUGAUGAUGGACGAGUGUAUCAAGGAGGGGCGGUUUAGCGAUGCACUCAACAUCUUGGCCAAGUCCAAGGCAAAGUCAAAAUACUUGCAUGUGGGAGCUUACAGGAACCUUAUUACAAACUUCUGCCUGAAUGGGAGGUUGUCUGAGGCUGAAAGUGUGUUUGAUGAAUGGCUGAAACAAGAAGGUACGAAACCAGAUGAUGCAACUUACACAUCAUUGAUUCAUGCAUAUAUUAAGGCUGAGAGAGUUGAGGAUGCCAUCGAAACGGUAAACAAGUUGAUGGCUGCUAAACUCCACAAGGUUACUAACAUGUUUCUCUAA